GCGAAUAGAGAGUGCGAAUGAGCCCAGCAACGAAUGAAAGGCGCCUGUGAAACGCAAGACAGCAAUACAAGAGGGAGGAUCCUCUAAUUGAGUCAGCAGCCACCUCAGCGCGGCUAGCGGCUUGGGCUCCGAGCGAAGAAGAAGAAGACGGGGCAGCUUGUUGGCUGGGGCAUUGGCAUUGCCGAGACGAGAGGAGAGGCGAGCAGCGAAGAAGAGUGGAGUGCAGCUCGGACAGAGCUUGGAAUUGUUGGAAGGCGUGACCAGUUGGCGAGUGGAGUGGAGUGUUGGAGGCUGCAGGCCAGAGUCAGUGCAGCGAGCAGCCAUGGCAGCUGCUGCUGUGACUUCCGUGGGGUGGCAUUGUGCCGUCAAGAACGUGGCCGUGGCUUCCACCAGCGGAGUGGCCGAGCGCAGUGCCGAGGCCUCGUUCGGACGGUCUGCAUUCCGGGGAGAUGCCGUCUCGGGAUUCCUCAAGCAGGGCAACAGGGUUCUCGACAGCUCCAGGAGCGGCAGUAGCAGGCAGCAGAGCGUUUUCAAGAGAGCGCCAAUCUCUUCUGUGAUUACUGAAGUUGCCAAGAAGACCGUGCAGCCCGUCGAUGAGUCGCCCCGCGCUGAUCCCAAAACUGUGGUCUCCCUCAUUCUUGGAGGAGGAGCGGGAACUCGAUUGUUCCCACUCACGAAAAGACGAGCGAAACCAGCGGUGCCUAUCGGAGGAGGAUACAGGCUCAUCGAUGUGCCAAUGAGUAACUGCAUCAACAGUGGUAUAAACAAAGUGUUUAUCCUCACUCAGUUUAAUUCUGCUUCUCUCAAUCGUCAUCUUGCCCGCACCUACAACUUCGGAAACGGCAUCAACUUCGGGGACGGUUUCGUCGAGGUUUUGGCUGCAACCCAAACCCCAGGUGAGGGGGGUAAGGAAUGGUUUCAAGGAACUGCAGACGCCGUGCGACAGUAUUUGUGGUUAUUCGAGGAUGCGAAGAAUAAGAACCUGGAAGACGUCCUGAUCCUGUCAGGUGACCACCUUUACCGCAUGGACUACAUGGACUUCGUCGAGAAACACAGGAAUAGCGGCGCCGACAUCACCAUCUCUUGCGUGCCCAUGGAUGACAGCCGGGCAUCAGACUACGGGUUGAUGAAAAUCGACGACACGGGGCGAGUUCUCUAUUUCAGUGAGAAGCCCAAGGGAGCAGACUUGAAGGCCAUGGAAGUCGAUACUUCAGUACUUGGUUUGUCUGCUGAAGAUGCCAAAUCCAAGCCCUACAUUGCCUCGAUGGGAAUUUAUGUUUUUAAGAAAGAAAUUCUGCAAAAGCUCCUCAGAUGGAGGUAUCCCACCGCCAACGAUUUCGGUUCAGAAAUUAUUCCUGCGUCAGCGAAGGAAUUCAAUGUGCAGGCUUAUCUUUUUGAUGAUUACUGGGAAGACAUCGGAACCAUCAAGUCCUUCUUCGAUGCCAAUUUGGGACUCACCGCUCAACCGCCCAAAUUCAGCUUCUAUGAUGCUGUCAAGCCCAUCUUCACUUCACCUCGGUAUCUUCCACCGUCAAAGAUAGAGAAAUGCAGGGUUGAGGACUCGAUCAUAUCUCAUGGAUGCUUCCUCCGGGAUUGCAGCAUAAAGCACUCCAUUGUCGGUAUUCGUUCUCAAAUGGCCUCCGGUAGUGCGCUGAAGGACACGAUGAUGUUAGGAGCAGAUUAUUACGAAACAGACGCUGAGAGAGCCGCCUUGAUUGCUGAGGGCAAAGUUCCAAUAGGCGUCGGAGCUAACUGUAAAAUCAGUAACUGCAUCAUCGACAAGAAUGCGAGGAUCGGCUCCAACGUGGUGAUCGCAAACGCAGAUAAUGUGCAAGAAGCAGAGAGGGCGUCGCAGGGAUACUACAUCAGGUCAGGAAUCGUCGUCAUUCUGAAAAAUUCUACCAUCGCUCCAGGAACUGUUAUUUAAAUCCUCCUCUCCUAGCUCCGUUCAACUUUGGUGCUUCUCGGGAACCGGUUUUGUAAAUUGACUUCUAAUAUCCAAAGGAAGAGUAAACGUGUGCAUGCCUCCCCACAUUUCUCGGCUGUGACUUAAUGGAAUUGCAUGUCAUUUUAUCAGACUGCGAGUUCUCACAACCAAAAGGCCAUCGUAGUUCUAGAUCAUCUGAUAAAACAUGCAUAUUGCUCCCUUGUGCCCUUGGUCGGUACAAGGACUUGUACUGUAGUAGGAUCAGGUGCCAUAGGUUCAACACACAAAGCCCUGGAUACAUUCCGGUCAU
Messenger RNA from Marchantia polymorpha subsp. ruderalis, 2237 nucleotides. Lineage: Eukaryota; Viridiplantae; Streptophyta; Marchantiopsida; Marchantiales; Marchantiaceae. The record is from the annotation of a GenBank genome assembly.